AUGGCUCCUACUACCCCUCGAGCCGCUGUCGGCAUCGUCUCCAUUGGUGACAUGGGACUGGGCAUCGCCAAGCUUCUGCAAGCUCACGGCUACGAAGUCCUUACUACAACCGUCGGUCGAAGCCCCUCAACCCAUGCCCGCGCCACUUCUGCAGGCAUAACCGUCCUUCCAUCAGACGUUGCCCUCGUGGAGAAAGCCGACUACAUUCUCUCCAUUGUCCCGCCCCGCGAUGCCGUUCAGACCGCCAAUCGCAUAAUCGACGCCUGGAGCGCCGCGUCAAGCAGGGCUGCAUCCACCCCUCUCUACUUCCUCGACCUCAACGCCAUUGCGCCAUCCACAGCCCGCAGCAUCGACGCAGCUCUCAAGUCCCGCGCGCCAAGCAUACGCUUCGUCGACGGCGGCAUCAUCGGAUCUCCGCCCAAGCUCCUCGAUGACAGCCAAUCUCAGCCCCCUCCAGACAACGUCGAUGCAGAGCUAGACGCGAGCCUAAGCAACUGGAAGCGCCCCUCAAUCCCCGUUUCCGGUCCCCACCCCCUCAGCGAUGCCACUCAAUCUGGUCCGCACCUAGCCGCCGUGCUGAACAUCAAGCACCUGAGCGCAGAGAUAGGCCCAGCCAGCGGCCUGAAAGCUUCCUUCGCCGCCCUAACCAAAGGCUUCUACGCCCUCGCCCUGCAAUCCUACACGACAGCCGCGCAGCUCGGCGUGCUGCCGGAGCUGCAAUCCCAGCUCUCGGCCGCCUUCCCGGCCACGCGCGCCGCCGCCGACCGCGGCGUCGUCGGCAUGCAGCACAAGGCCUACCGGUGGGAGGGCGAGAUGCGCGAGAUCGGCGAGACGUUCGCCACCGAGGGCGGCUGGACCGGCGACGGCGCCAUCUUCGACGGCAUUGCUGAGGUGUACAGGACCGUGGCCGAGGAGACGGCGCUGGGGACGCCGGGAGGGAGGAAGGAAGGGGUUGAGGAUGUUGUCGACGAGUUGGUGAGGGGGUUGAGGAAGGGAGGGGGGGCGUAA
Molecule: messenger RNA, 1008 nt
Organism: Lasiodiplodia theobromae
Lineage: Eukaryota; Fungi; Ascomycota; Dothideomycetes; Botryosphaeriales; Botryosphaeriaceae
Product: Phosphogluconate NAD-binding protein
Exons: 3
Coding region: 1-1008 (335 amino acids)
Molecular function (GO): NADP binding; oxidoreductase activity, acting on the CH-OH group of donors, NAD or NADP as acceptor
Source: RefSeq, a predicted model, not a curated record